Molecule: messenger RNA, 3565 nt
Organism: Mycetomoellerius zeteki
Lineage: Eukaryota; Metazoa; Arthropoda; Insecta; Hymenoptera; Formicidae
Gene: Phlpp
Product: PH domain leucine-rich repeat protein phosphatase
Exons: 15
Coding region: 90-3548 (1152 amino acids)
Cellular component (GO): cytoplasm
Molecular function (GO): protein binding
Source: RefSeq, a predicted model, not a curated record
UUUUUCCUCAAUGGAAGCGACGACCUUUGGCUGUCAUCGGCUCCAGGCUCUUCCUUUAUCCGGCUUGUCCGGAAUCACGAGCAGAAUGGAUGGAACUGAGCGAUGGAGGUGGCGCGGUAUGCUAUGCGCCGUCACGUCUGGGCAAACUCGUUUUGCGUGUCACUGGGUUUCCCAGGGUCACUCAACAGUGCCAUAUGAGCCGACACCCCGAAGAGAGUCACCAUCGUGAAACCAGGCAUCUGUAUCUGGGCUUCCAUCAUCCUUGGGAUCGAGACCUCUGGAAAAGCUGGAUCAAAAAGGCUACGCAGUCGUCGACAUGCCCCAAAAAAUUGGACUUGAACAAGGCAGGCCUUUCAAGGGUUCCCGACAGCACGAUUGCUUUUCCAGCAAUAGAGGAGCUCGCAUUAGGACGCAACCAGUUCACUAACGUUGAUAACAAUCUGAAGCUUCUACACAGGUUUCCCAAACUUCAUGCCGUCCAUCUGGAGAACAACAAUCUCCACAGAAUCCCGAGGGAAUUGCUGGAGCUGCCAGCGCUGACCUACCUUAAUCUCUCGGACAAUAAGAUCGAGAUAAUUCCGGUUGACAUCUGCCGACUGAUCAAUUUGAAGGAACUAAUCCUUGACCGCAAUGGCAUCAAGGACCUACCGGAUGAAGUGACACGGCUGAGAAACUUGAGGAAUAUUUCCCUCGUCGGAAAUUUACUCAAUACCGUACCAUUCUUUGUCAACAUGCGAGCUCUCACUUUGACAGAAGUUCUGUCGAAGACAGAUCACGGAAAGUCUUACAAGGAUGAAAAAACCAAUCAUAAUAAUUUACACAAAAUCAAUCUAAGAAACAAUCAGCUGAAAGGAAAUAUAAUUUUGGGAAAUUACGGCAAUCUGACACAUCUGGACGUAAGCGAAAAUAGCAUUGAAAAAUUGGAUAUUAGUGCUCUGCAAGAAUUGAGAAGUGUACGCUGCGGACGAAAUAAUUUAACGGAAUUAACUCUUUGCGGCCGAAAUCUAGUAUCUCUUAUUGCUGGUAAUAAUAGAUUGAAAAAACUAAUCAUCGAACCUGUGCCAAUUAAUCUGGAACAUUUGGAUGUUUCCUACAAUAAUUUAGAUGCAUUGCCGGAAUGGACAACUGAAUUGCCAGCAUUGCGCGUCCUUUUCGCGUCGCACAAUGCUCUCACGGCUCUCCCAGACAGGUUGUUGUCACAACCCUCGAGACUAGAAGUUCUCCAUCUGCCUCACAAUCGGCUACAAGCCCUACCACCGCCCAGGAGACCAUUGAAUAUCGUACAUUUAACUCUGCAGGGCAACAUGUUGACCACGUUGCCAACCAGUUUUUUCACGAAUACCGAAAAAAUGAAAGUUUUAAAUCUUUCCAACAAUCGACUCUCCGAACUUCCGUAUCGCGAAGAGGCCGGAAAAAUUCACCAGGGAUCACAUACCUUGGAGAAAUUAUACCUCACAGCAAAUUGUCUGACCGAUACUGCUCUAGACGCUCUCGCGAAGUUUACGUCUUUGAGGAUUCUUCAUAUUGCUUACAACACCUUGGAUACGCUUCCAGAAAGUUGCAUAGCUGCUUGGAGCGACCUGGAAGAAUUGGUGUUGUCUGGGAACCGAUUGCAGUACCUUCCGGACAACGUGGCAAAUCUGCGACAUUUGCGCGUGCUACGCGUGCAUUCUAAUCGGCUAUUAACAUGUCCCACCUUCAGUAGAACAGCGUCUUUGAAGGUGCUAGAUUUGGCACAUAAUCAAUUGGACAGAGUAAAUCUGGCUACACUAGUACCACCACAACUACAAUUUCUUGAUAUAUCCUGCAAUUCCCGACUGCAUGUGGACCCGCGACAGUUUCAAGAUUAUAGAUCCCAAAGGCCAAUAUCUUUGGUGGAUGUAUCUGGACAGAACAGACCCAGUUUACCAUCUCAUCCGCAUCAACAAGAAAUCGUCGCGGCGGAAAAGAAUACCGAACAACCAUGGCGAUUAGGUUUUUCGGAAACUGCUGGUUCGCGCGAAAAGCUAUACAUUUCCCAAGUGCGAAUAUCAUCCUUUUGCAACGUCGAAGGUCUGUUUGGCAUAUUUGACGGUGAUUCCAAUCAAGAAGCACCUAGCGCUCUUCAAGAAAUGAUUCCUCGUCUCUUGCUGGAGGAACGAACGGUCCGAGAGACGUCGAAGGAAUACUUGAAAUAUACUCUGUUGUCAGCACACAGAGAACUCAAGGAGAAGGGUCAGAAAUACGGCGUAGACGCAACUCUGAUCCAUAUAGUGAAAUUACCGUCGCAGCAGGGAUAUUCAAAAUCCUCGACUAAAUAUUCUCUUAAAGUGGCUUCCACCGGGGACGCCAAAGCUGUCCUCUGUAGAGCCGCGGGUCCCUUGACCUUUGCCAAGUCUAAAAAAGCUCAGACAGUUAAGAACCAGCUUGGUAAUGCUGCCAUGUUCCCGUUAGUAGUGCCCGAUCCGAUAUACGAAGAAGUGACGCUGGAAGACGACGAUGAAUUUGUCAUAGUCGCUAAUCGGAGAUUAUGGGAGGUUCUAAGCGUUCAAGAAGCCGUGAGGGAAGCUAGAGCCGAGGCCAGUCCUGUCCUGGCCGCCAAAAGACUUCAGGAUCUGGCGCAAGCUUACGGCGCAGAGGAUAAUUUGAGCAUCAUCGUCGUCCGGUUGGCGGGACCAAGUCCAGGUGACAUGGAUCAACUCAUGCGUGAACUCAGGCAUGCCGUUGGUAAAAACAGAAGUCAAAGCGAUAGUGUGUGUCCUUGUCCUUGUUGCAUGCCGCCAGCGACGCACAAACCACCAGCUGCCUGCUGUUGUCACGCGAACGAAGGCUAUUAUCUUAAUGGCGUGUUAAAAAAUAUUGUAGGCAGAUCCAAUAAAGUCCACGGUGGUUCCGGAAGAUACUUCAAGAAUUCCAGAUCGACGCAAGAGAAUGAAAGUCCUCCAUACAGAGACGACCGCAGUUCGCCAAGUGGACAGUCUGAUCAAGCCAGUGACAGCACUUUCAAAUCUCGUCAUCCAUCAGCAAGGAUGUGGUCUGGAAGUGCGGCUGCUAGGGCGACAAAUAAAGCUCACCAGAGUGUUCUCAUACAGGAAAACGGCAUGCGAAAAGUAUCACCUUGUCUUCCUACGCAAGAGGAUGCUAUCUCGGAAAGAUCCAGCGCUCUCAGUGAGGAGCAAUUUCGUUGCUGGGAGUAUAUGCUUGAGCAGAACACUCAGCUACUAUUCGAUAAGGAACUGGACACGUUGACGAAGGCGCCGUUACACCGCGGUCAAUCAAGGUCAACGCCGCAACUGGGAAGCAAUCUACCCUUUUUGUCAAAAAGGUUUGGCAGCGCUCGAUCCUUCAAUCCUUCAUUAUCACGACCGCCGAUGGUCCGUUUCGGCAGCGGACGGAGAUUGCUGAAUGGCGGACCAAAUGCUGCCUAUUUCGGCAGCUUGCAAAGGCUGAUGCCGUACAAUCUCGAGUAUGACUUCGCUGUUAUCCAAGAAAGAAACGGCAUGGAUUCGUUGGAGCAAGACGCCACGAGGAUGCAGCAGUAUUGGGGAGUUGCCACUACAGAAUUGUAAAUGAGAAUCUAAUGCAA